AGGAUGGAAGAACGCCUCUGGCGUUCGCCCUGAAGAAACAGCUUUUGCAAUGCGUCACGGCGCUUCUCGCCACGGGGGCCAGUGUCGAGCGUCUUGACGAGGACGGAUGGGAGCUACUUGACAUGGCCAAACGGGACCAAACCCUCGCCGACCUUGUGCGGAAGCUCCAAACCGCUGCGUCACGGAAAGAAAACGUUGCCACACCCGAGAUCUUUUGCGUCAACUGUGGCAACUGGCACGCCGUUGCCGCGGUCUGUUCAUGUACCCACAACGCUUCGCCGACGGACCGCAUGGUCGCGGUGGUUCGGCGCUUGAUGCGGCUGCACCAUCGCGGCUACGCCGUCAACUGGGCGCGAACCUGCGCUUCCACCACUUGCCACCAGUCGACAAUGACUAUCGUGGACGCGAUCUGCCCCGAGUGCGGCACCGAGUCGCCGAUGGAUGGAAACGAGCUCAAGAUUCUGAGCGUGCGCCUCAAGCGUGCUCUCCAACAACCGACGAGCGCGCAAGAAGUGCCAUGCAUUCCGCGUCGCGUCCUGCGCUGGUUGGCAAGCCACCGUGACCCGCUGCCGCCAGCUGCACCCUCGUCGACCAACAUGAUGCAACGUCGCUCCGAGCGACGCAUGCGGGGCCACUCGGCAGAAGGCCGAGCACGCGAUAUGGCGUUUCUGGCAAUGCUCGCUUCCCGCCCGAUGCAACCGAACGAUCCGAUGCCGUGGGCAACCGCGGAUGUGUUUGGUCGGGCCGCCUUGGCUCGCGACUUGUACGCGAGCAUGUCGGAGCCUGUACGGAAGAUUGCAGCCGAGACCUUGCCAAAGGCGGGUGUACCCAUGAUGUUGCAUGACCAACUGGUCGUGCAUUACCACAUCGGCGACGACGACGAUCUCGAAGCCAUUGCCAUGUGCUCGUCGCCCUUUCUCGUGUCCAUCGUGGCCACCGCGUCGCCCCAGAGCGUUCUUCUCGAGGUCUCUCGCGCCCUGACCCUCCAGAACACGCUGCUGGUCCCGGAUGCACGCUCGCGCAUGCUGGCAGCGGAUCCAACGAUUCUGCAGACCCUCUACGUGAUCGCCAACGCGCUUCUCGACGUUCACGAGCACAGUCUCGUCCACGGAUAUCUCUCGAGCCACAACGUGUUUAUGAGCCGCAUCGACGGUAUCCAAGUCGGCGUGCCCGGGAUGUCAGCGACAGAGAAUGCGCUGCUGGCAUGGACGGCCCCCGAGGUGCUCACCGGCGACUCGCCGCCGUCGUCGGCCUCUGACAUUUACGCGUUUGGCAUUCUCAUGACCGAGCUCGACACGUUCCAGCUGCCGUUUGAAGAGUACGAAUUCGACGACGAAGUGGCGCUCACGACGGCGGUCGUUGAUGGCGGCUUGCGCCCCACGCUGCGCGACGACUGUGACGUGUGGUACCGAACCCUUGUCGGUCGUUGCGUGGACGCUGACCCGCUCCAUCGCCCGACAGCAGAGGACCUCGUUGAGCUGCUGCAAGAACGGCUCGAUGACGCCAUUGGCAUGCGCAACGCCUAGCGACUUGCGUGUGCAAGCCAUGCAUCUACCCAUAACUAAUA
Saprolegnia parasitica CBS 223.65 is the source of this 1567-nucleotide messenger RNA. RefSeq names its product TKL protein kinase. Bases 123 to 1526 code for a protein of 467 amino acids. Gene Ontology annotation, biological process: protein phosphorylation. Lineage: Eukaryota; Oomycota; Saprolegniomycetes; Saprolegniales; Saprolegniaceae. Gene Ontology annotation, molecular function: ATP binding; protein kinase activity. The record is from RefSeq and is a predicted model, not a curated record. The transcript is spliced from 7 exons.